CUCGCUCGCUGUCUCUGUGUCUAUUUCCGUUGCCGUCGUCUUCGUUUUCCCGUGCCCUUUCGUUUGCGUUUUGGGCUGAGAAUCGGAGGGACUCUGUGGGGGAGCUCUAGGGUUUUCAGAUGUGGGAAAUCGAGUCGUGACGUCCAUGAAUUACGCGCUCCUCAAGUUCCGGGUCCGGAUCCUGCACUCCUUCUCGGUGGUGUUCCUGUACUGGUUCUACGUGUUCUCAUGAGCCCGUCUCUACCCGAUUGAUCGCCAUCCCUUACCUCCCUUUGAUUCGAUCGGAAAUCGUCGUUGUCCGAGAAAGCGAAAUCGAAGUAAUUCCCGAUACGCGCGGAUACCCUUUGAUUAGUCGGUUCUGAAUUUGGGUGAUUUGCUCGAGGCGGGAAGGCCCCUUGAAGAAAUGGGUUCGGUUCGGCGCCGGGCGAGCUCGGGAUCCGAUAGCGACCCGAGGUGCGGGCCGGCCAAUGAUAGGAAGAGGAAGAGGAUGGAGUCCAACAGGGAAUCCGCCAGGCGCUCGCGGAUGAGGAAGCAGAAGCAGAUGGAGGAUUUGGUCGGGGAAUUGGGGCAACUGCAGCAGGCUAACGUUCAGCUCGCGGCGAGCAUCAAUGCCGCCGCGCAGAAGUAUGCCGAGGUCGAGUCGGCGAACAAUGUCCUUAGGGCCCAGGCUGUGGAACUUGCUGAUAGGCUCCGGUCCCUGAACUCGGUGCUCGAGAUCGUGCAGGUGGUCAGUGGGCUCGCGGUUGAUAUACCUGAGGUACCUGACCCGUUGAUGAAGCCCUGGCAGUUUUCCUGUCCGAUACAACCCAUCAUGGCAUCUGCAGACAUGUUUGAGUGCUGAUGUAUCAUUCGCCGUCGAAUUUUAGAGUCUCUUUACCUCUGUGGUUGGUUGUGGUUGGUGCUUAGAUUGUCCAAUGUCUAUAAUGUUCAUACUUAGUCUUGUUGGCAGUAGUAAAAUGUCGGUAUCGUGUCUCGGACUGGAUCGGCUCUCUGUUGUAUCAGUGGGUCGUAUUCGCCCUAAUUAGCUUAGCUUUCGAAAUUUCCAUGAUGUUGAAUGGUUGUAAGAAACCUAUAUUUGCAGUCUGUGGACGAGUCAUGUUGCGAUUCUGUAACCCCGUGCCUCUUUCAGCAGGAUAUAAUUUCUGAGUUUUUCA
Syzygium oleosum is the source of this 1154-nucleotide messenger RNA. Its product is annotated as bZIP transcription factor 53-like. Lineage: Eukaryota; Viridiplantae; Streptophyta; Magnoliopsida; Myrtales; Myrtaceae. Gene Ontology annotation, cellular component: nucleus. The transcript has a single exon. The record is from RefSeq and is a predicted model, not a curated record. Gene Ontology annotation, biological process: positive regulation of DNA-templated transcription. Bases 404 to 841 code for a protein of 145 amino acids. Gene Ontology annotation, molecular function: DNA-binding transcription factor activity; transcription cis-regulatory region binding.